AUGCGAGACGGUGCACAUCCAGCAGUUAGCAUGUUCUUCCUCUAUCCGUGGCUUGCUGCCUUCCCAUAUUUCAGCACUGUAGCUAAAAUGAUGCUGAGCUACCGCGAUGCUUUCUUCUCAUUUUUCGAUAGGCAAAUUGCUGAACAUAAGAAAGUUAUAAAUUAUGACACUGACGAGACCAACGACUAUGUAGAAGCGUUUCUGAAAGAACAACGAAGAAGGGAGGCUGAAGGGGAUAAAGAAUCAUUCAGUCAAGUUCAACUAACAAAUGUUUGCUUGGAUAUGUGGUUUGCUGGUAUGGAAACAACAUCAAAUACCCUUUCCUGGGGUGUGGUCUAUCUUCUGAAUCAUCCGGAGGUUCAGGAUAAAAUGCAUGAAGAGCUUGAUCGAGUGAUUGGUUCAAGUCGAGCUAUCACUAUGGCUGACAAGAAUAAUCUACCUUAUGUCAACGCAGUUAUGAAUGAAGUUCAACGAAUAGCCAACCUCCUUCCAAUGAAUUUACCCCACGAAACAGUGCGAGACGUUUGUAUCGGAAAAUGGAACAUUCCAGCAAAAACCGGUGUCAUCGCUCAAAUAAGCAGCGUUCUCUACGAUGAAGAGGUAUUUCCUGAUCCGCUGAGCUUCAACCCUUCAAGGUUCAUCGACAGCAAUGGCAAGCUGAAGAAAGUGGACGAAUUAAUACCAUUUUCUAUUGGCAAGCGGCAAUGUUUGGGUGAAGGACUAGCGAAAAUGGAGUUAUUUCUUUUUAUGGCAAAUCUGCUGAACCGCUUCAAGGUGAGGAAGUCCUGAAC
Molecule: messenger RNA, 791 nt
Organism: Cylicostephanus goldi
Lineage: Eukaryota; Metazoa; Nematoda; Chromadorea; Rhabditida; Strongylidae
Source: the annotation of a GenBank genome assembly